This is a messenger RNA of Octopus sinensis (East Asian common octopus), 782 nucleotides long. RefSeq names its product cell division cycle protein 20 homolog. Gene Ontology annotation, biological process: positive regulation of ubiquitin protein ligase activity; anaphase-promoting complex-dependent catabolic process; positive regulation of anaphase-promoting complex-dependent catabolic process. The transcript has 5 exons. Lineage: Eukaryota; Metazoa; Mollusca; Cephalopoda; Octopoda; Octopodidae. The record is from RefSeq and is a predicted model, not a curated record. Gene Ontology annotation, cellular component: anaphase-promoting complex. Bases 101 to 730 code for a protein of 209 amino acids. Gene Ontology annotation, molecular function: anaphase-promoting complex binding; protein binding; ubiquitin ligase activator activity.
GGAUGCCGAAAGAACGAAACUAAUCAUAAGUUUUCGCAGCAGUGAAAGAAGUCACAUCGCGAGCCUUGCUUGGAAUAACACCAGUUUCUGUAGUGGUUCAAUGGCUGGCAACAUUUGUUUGCACGACGAGCGACAACCGACAGAGCUGGUUACCUACGUAGGGCGACACAGAUCAGUCCUCAACUUGAAGUUCUCACCGAGCGAAUACUACCUCGCUAGUGGUGGCGACGACGGUGUGGUGAACAUCUGGGACAUAAGGAAACUGGCCAAGUGCAACAAGAUAUUUGCUCACAGUGUCACUAAGGCUUUAGCAUGGUGUCCCUGGCGUUCAAAUGUUUUGGCAACUGGAGGGUAUGAAACGGAUGGAUCUUUAAAACUGUGGCAUGCUCCGACAGGGAAAUUGCUCCGGGAAACCACUGUGAAUUCCAAGGUUUGCAAUCUUCUAUGGUCGUCAGAUUACAAAGAACUCGUAACUGCGCUUGCUGGUACCAACUUCCCGAAUGUCAUCGCCAUAUGGAAGGAUCGUAAUCCUGAUAAUUACGAAUUGGUGGGCACACUACAACAGCACGAAGCGAAACCACUUCAUCUGGCUCUCAGCCCAUCGGGUUCCACUCUUGCUUCUGCGGGUUCCGAUGAAAUCAUGUGCUUAUGGGAUUGUUUCCCGUGUUUGCGCAAAGGAUCACAAGAGAACGUCUUCUCGCCGAUUUCCUUCUUGAAAACUAUCAGAUGAGCCCCUGUUUAUGAAGAUACGACAACCUUUAUUAUUGCAGUCUUUUUUUUUG